AUGAAGCUGUCAGGUUUCUUGAAAGCGCUCGGCGCGCUUGUGCAGGACGUUGAGGAAGAGACAUUCGAGUUAUUUGCACAAGAUCUGCCCUCCCAGAACCUCGGCUUCGUCGAUAACAAAGCCUCAUCGCUCGAACUCACAAACAUUGCAGGACAAGACUUCCAUAUCACUCAGUCUCCGACCAUCCUUUCAUCAAACCGUGCCGGCGGCACAACAGGAGCUGUCGUUUGGAAGAUCACCCCGCUUUUCGCAGAAUGGCUGUCGUCACCAAGCAACCCGCUCUUCACCCACGGUCUCCUCUCACCGUCAUCCCUUGUCCUCGAACUCGGCUGCGGCAUAUCCGGCCUGGUCGCUCUGCUGCUGGGCCCUCGCAUAUCUCGCUACGUCCUGACUGACCAGUCGUAUGUCGCCAGGCUGGUCGAGCAGAACAUCGCCGAGAACCGACACCGACCCGCCUCCGCAGCCGCCAAGACUGUCCGGCCCUCCAAGACGCGCCCGGCCCCGCCGUCCCGGCGAGGAUCCCCGGCCCCAGUUUCGGCGGGAAACGUCUCCCGGGACCGGGGCGGAGCGGCAGGGAUCCACUUCACCCCGCUGGACUGGGAGACGGAUCAAGUCACCUCGGCGCUGACGGGCUCGGCCGAAGCCAAGAGCUUCGACGUCGUCGUGGCCUGCGACUGCAUCUACAACGAGGCGCUGGUCGAGCCGUUUGUGUCGACGUGCGUGGAUCUGUGCCGGCUCCGGGCUGGUGAGAUAUCGCAGGACGCAGACGAAGAGCCUUGCGUGUGCGUGAUCGCGCAGCAGCUGAGGGAUCCGCUCGUGUUCGAGGCGUGGCUGACGCGGUUUGCGAAGUCGUUUCACACGUGGCGGGUGCCGGACGGGUUGUUGAGCCAGGGAUUGCGGAGCAACUCGGGGUUCGUGGUGCAUGUUGGGGUGUUGAAGGAUGCUAUUAGUCUAGAGGUAGUAUGA
This is a messenger RNA of Parathielavia appendiculata, 966 nucleotides long. RefSeq lists its product as uncharacterized. Bases 1 to 966 code for a protein of 321 amino acids. The transcript has 3 exons. The record is from RefSeq and is a predicted model, not a curated record. Lineage: Eukaryota; Fungi; Ascomycota; Sordariomycetes; Sordariales; Chaetomiaceae.